Molecule: messenger RNA, 4859 nt
Organism: Leptopilina boulardi
Lineage: Eukaryota; Metazoa; Arthropoda; Insecta; Hymenoptera; Figitidae
Product: claspin-like
Exons: 10
Coding region: 136-4656 (1506 amino acids)
Biological process (GO): mitotic DNA replication checkpoint signaling; activation of protein kinase activity; mitotic G2 DNA damage checkpoint signaling
Molecular function (GO): anaphase-promoting complex binding
Source: RefSeq, a predicted model, not a curated record
CAAAACAUAACCUUAAUUUUUUUUCCACCGACUUGACAUGUCAAAUAUGUUGUUGGAAAGAAUAUUUUAAUAAAAAGAAAGAAAAUAAUUAUUUUUUAAACACAGUGAAUACUUUUUUUUUCUAUUAUUUCGAAAAUGACGACAAAUAAUGUUUCAAUUGAAAGUGAAAAUUCGAAAGAAAAUCCAAUUAAUUCAGACGAUGAAACUGAAGAAAUAAAGUUAAAUUUAUCGGACACAAAUAAUGAAAUUCCUCUAUCACCUGCUGAAAGUUCGAAAAGCAAUGAUAAUGAAAAUAAAAAAGAAAAUUCCGAGAAUGAAAAUAUUAUCGAAAAUUCGAAAAUCAACAAUGAAACUGAAAUAAUGAAUUUAGAAGAAAAUUUUAAGGAUAAAAAUAAUGAUAAUGUAGGAUCAUCAAUAUCUUUGAAAUUAAUCGAUGAAAAUGAAAAUAAAGAUGGGAAAAUUUGUGAAAUUGAAAAAAAAAUAAUUGAAUCCAAUAAAAGUGAUGACGAUGAUGAAUUUAUAAAUUUUAAAGUCAGCAAAAAAUCAUUGCAAACAAGUGGCAAAAAAUUUACGCUCAUCGAUAGCGAUUCAGAUGAUGAAAAUAUUUUUCAUUCAAAAAAAAUGUCAACAAUUGACGAGGAAACAAAGUCAGUUUCUGAAAUGUCGUUCAAAUCAAAUUCUGACGACACAAAAAAAACGAAAUCAAGACUAACGAAUAUUUUUGACUCCGACUCCGAUGAUGAUGAUGAUGAUGAUGACAAAAAGAGUUUAGCGGAAAAAAAAUCCCAAAAUAAUAUUUCAAAAGCAAAUGACAAAAAAAUGUCGAUAGUUGAUUCCGAUUCUGAAAGCGAGACAAAUAAAUCGUCUGAUAAUAAUAAUGAUGAAUUUAAUGGAAAGAAGAAAAAAUUAAUAAAAAAGACAUCGAGUGCAAGAAAAGAUUUAAUUGAUUCCGAUAAUUCCGAAUCAGAUGGCAAUUUAAGUAAUGAAGAAUUUUCUGCAUCAAACAAUGAAAAUAAAUCAGAAAAAACAAAAGAGAAAAAAAGAAAGGGAACAGCGAGAGCUUCGAAAGAUGCUGCGAUGCAACAAAUAUACAGCGAAUCACAAAGAUUAGUGAGAGAAUCGGAAAUUUCACUUCCAUAUCAUCGACCAAAACAACGUACAUUACAAGAAUUUCUUAAUCGAAAAAAAAUCUCUGCAUCUCUACCAAAAACUAUAACAACAGCGGCAAAAGUAAAAAUGUUCGACGACAUUAUUAUAAAAGCCGUCGAGGAAAAAGAAAAAGAAGCGGAGAAAUUUUAUAAAUCUUCCGAUUCAGAGGAUGAAAAUGAAGAAAUAAAAAUUCAAAAUUCAAUUGAAAAAAGUCCCGUUAAAAAUAAUCAACAAUCUGAAAUGAAUUUUGAAAUAAAUGAAAACAACGAAAUGUCAAUUAAAAAUAUUGAAAAUUUAGAAAAUCAAAAUGAUGAAAAAAUAGAAACUAAUAAUUUUAACGACAAUAAUGAAAAUAAAGAAAAUUUAUUGGAAACAAAUAAUAUUGAUGAAAAUAUUUCUCACGUAUCGCGAAAAUUAUUUACAAAUGAAGAAAAUUUCAAAGAAUUUGAAAUUAAUUCGAAUAAGGAGAAAAUAAAUGAUACAAUAGAAACAAUGGAUAUUGAUACAAAUGAUUUUGAAUUAAGAUUUUCAGUUAAUGAUUUUGACACUGAAUUCAAUCUCAAGGAAACUGAAAUACCAAGAAAUAAUGAAUUACAAAAGAAUGAUAGUGAAAUUUCAUUGAAUAAUAAAAAUUUAGAGAAAAAUUUAUCAAAUUCAACAAUUGAAAUGAAUUCAGAAAUGAAUUUAUGUUCAUCGAUUGAUGAAAAUUCUUUGAGUAAUUUAAAAACGUCAAUUGAUGAUUCAAAUUUAUUGACAAAUUCCAAUUUUCCAAUUGAAAGGAAUUCAGAUUUGAAUUUAGAGACUGAUUCGAAUUGUUUAGAAAAUUCUGAUUUAUUGAGAUUAAACGAGAAAGAAAAAGAGAUAGAAGAAGAAAUUGAAGAAGAGAAGGAAGAAGAAGAAAAAGAAGAAGAUGAAAUUGUGAAUGCAAUUUCAAAAGGACAUGUUCUUGGCUUACCACCGCCAAGUGAAGAAGAUAAAAUAAUCAAGAAAAAAAUGUUAAAAGAAAAAAUUUUAUCCCAUUUUCUCAACGUGACACCAACUCUUCAUGGAUCGCCAGGAACAACAAUAGAAUUAUCAGAGGAGAAAGAUCAUGAGGGUGUAAAAAAAUUAGUCGACAGAUUUGUUCGUCAUUCACAUAUUAAUAAAAUUGAGGAAAAUUCGGAUGUUACGAUGAUUCAUACGGAAGUGACACCCGAGGGUUUAAAAAUUACUGAACAGACUCUUCCGUACACAAUUCCAAAGGUAACGGAGGAAUCAGAUUUAAAUAAGCCUGGAGCGAAAUUACAUAAAUUACGGGAACAAUUGCAACAGAAAAUAAUUAACAAAAGAAAUGAGGAAUGGCGUCAAAAAGAAGAAGCUACCAAAGCAAUUGAGGAUGAAUUUGACGAUGAGGAACUCGAACCCGAGGAUAAGGAUGAGGAAAAAGAAAUUGACGACGAGGAAAGCGCCGAAAGUGAACCCGAAGAAAAUGAUGUAAUCAUAAAGGAGAACAAAAAAUCGAAAUGCGAUUUUGCUGAUGAUGAAGCCGAGGUGAGUGAUGAUGAGGAAAAUCAGUUCGACGAUAAGGAGGAGGAGGAAGAAGAAGAAGAAGAAGAAGACGAAGAAGAAGAAAAAGAAGAAGAUAUCGAUGAAAAAAUCGAUGACGAAGAAGAAGAAGAAGAAGAAGAAGAAAAUAAAGAAGAAGACGAAGAACAAGAAGAAAACGAUGAUCAUCCAAAAAAAUUACGUCGCAUCACCGCUGCAUUUCAAGACGAUUCCGAUCAAUCGGAUUUAGAAGAAAAUACAAAAACUCCACCGAAAAUAACAACAAAUACAAAAAAAAAAUUCACAAGAACACAAACGGACGUUGAUAUGUUUGAUGACAUAAGCGAUGGUUACACAAGUGAAAUUGAAUUAAAUCUCACAAAAGCCGAUUCCUUAAACAGUCAAACAAUAGAAUCAACAUUGAAAGAAAGUAAUUUAACAAUUUUUAAAAAUAAAUCAUCAAAUAUUGAAUCUGAAUUAACGCCUUUUUCACAAGAAGACACAUUAAAGGAGAAUUAUCCAAAAAAAUUAUUCACAACACCACUAGAAAAUUCUGUUAAUGACGAUGAACUCAUGGAUCUUUGUUCGGGAAAUUUUGCAUCCGUCGCUACAUCAUCGUCAUCAACUCACAUUAAACCAUUAAUGAAUCCACAAAUAAAUUCACUAGUCACCGAAUCACAAAUUCUUGAAUUAUGUUCAGGUAGUUUUGCAUCAGAAAUUGAUGAAAAUUCACAAGAUAUAAAAUUGACAUUCGAUGAUGAAACAUCAAAAAGUCCAUUUAAAUUGUCAAAGAAAAAUGAUGAAAAAUUUCAAGAAUCAUCGAAAAAAUUGAAAACCUUACAUAUUAUUUCUUCGGAUGAUGAAGAAGAAGAAGAAAAAGACGAAAAAAGAAAUCAAAGGAAAAAAAUAGCGAAAUUAAUUUUAUCCGAUGAUGAAGAAGAUAAAGAAGAAGAAGAAGAUGAAUCCGAUUUGGAAAACUAUGAAGAAGAAGAAGAAGAGGCUUUUGUCGAUUAUGAUUCCGAAGAAAACGAAGUAGUAAUUCCAAAAACUGAAAUUGGUCAACAUGUGGCGAAAAAAUUCUUCGAAGCCGAAGCUGAAUUAAGUGAAAGUGAAUGGGGUUCAGAGGAUGAAGACGAAAAGGAUUUGGAUAAAUUGGAAAAAGAAGCAGGCGAUGAUGAUGAAUUUGAUGAGGUUCAAAUGCGUAAUCAAUUGGGUAAAAUUCAUGCACGACAAGUGCAAGACGACGAUCAACGUGAAGUGAAAUUAUUACAGGAUAUGUUAUUUGAAGAUGGUGAUUUACAUUCAGAUGGUGCGGGUCGUGAACGUAAAUUUCGUUGGAAAAAUAUUGAUAAUAAUUUAGUGUGGAAUGAAAUGGGAACAGGGGUCAAUAAUGAUGGGGAAUUAAUUGAAGAUGCUUUAGAUGAUCAAAGUGAAUUGGAAUUACGUAAAUGUCGCUAUGAAAAGGAGAAAUUUCUUGAGAAACAAAAUAAUGAUGAUAUUGAUGAUGAUUUUAAUGAUAGCGAAAUAUUUAAAUGUGCAUUACGCGUUAGAAAUACAAUUGUCAAGAAUGAUAAUUUAAUAAGUAGCGAGGAAAAUGUGACAGUAAAGAAAGGCAAAAAACCAUUGGCACCAAGUAUUAUUCCAAGUCUUUUGGAAAAAUCAACGUUAAAUAAAUCUCCCUCGAUGAAGCUUCCAAUACGUGGCUCAUUCCUUGCUCGUGGAGAUGCGACUUUAGCCAGAAUAGCAUCCAUAAUCGAUGAAAAAGAUAAGGUGAUUCGUGCUCCAUUAAAUGGGCGGAGAUUUGUUUUUGAACACAUAAGUCCCUCGGUAAAAGAUGCUGAAAAAAUUCAAGAAGAUGAAUCCUCACCGUCAACGUCGUCGAGAAAGUCACGAAAAAGAACAUCGACAUCUGACUCAACACCAAAAUCCAAUAAAAAAAUGAAAGUUGACAAGGAGUCUAGUGGCAAAAAAUUAUUCAGUUAACGAGUAUAAAACAAAAAUUUAAUUUAAUUUCCGGGUAGAUUAGAAGCAAAAAAAAAAAAACCACAAGAAAUUGUAUAUAUUGUAAACUAUUACAUAAAAGUUUGGUAUACAUGUUUAUAAUAAUAUUUUUUAAAAAUAUUAUUGUUUUUUACAUAUGAAAUUAAUAUUAAUAAUUAUGUGAAAAAUAAACAAAAUAAUGUUUA